AUGAAAGAAUGGGAUGUAGUCUUUAACAAACCAAGAGCAACAAUAGUUUCAGAACAAGAAUGUAGACAGAAACUUAAGAAAAUAAAAGUCGUACAAGUUGGCAUGAAGAUGUUAGAUGCUUGGGAUAUCUUAUUGUCAAAGUUAGAAGAUUUUUCAGUUCGAGGUAUAAAGUUCUAUACACCUUCUCCAAACUUCUAUUCUAUCUUCACUGGAUAUAAAUAUGAACAAGUAGAAUGGAAAGAAAAUAUUAUAGAAGCUUGGUUAGACCAUGUCAAAGAAAUUAUAUGCAAUGGAAACGAAAGAGUCUAUGAGUAUAUCUUAUGUUGGUUUGCAAACAUCUUACAACAUCCAAGUGCUAAAAAUGAAACUGCUCUCAUUAUAAUUGGAAAACAAGGAACUGGUAAGAACACAUUCUUUACAGAUAUUUUGUGCAAACUGUUAGAAGGUUAUUCGAAUCCGAAUAUGACAAACAUAGAAAACAUCUGUGGCAAGUUUAACUCCUCAAUAGAGAAUAUGAAACUUAUAGUUUGCAAUGAACUUCAAAGUAUAGAUACAACAAAAGUUUUGAACUCAGAUGCUUUGAAGA
Trichomonas vaginalis G3 is the source of this 586-nucleotide messenger RNA. RefSeq lists its product as uncharacterized. The record is from RefSeq and is a predicted model, not a curated record. Lineage: Eukaryota; Parabasalia; Trichomonadida; Trichomonadidae. The transcript has a single exon. The annotation marks the transcript as partial.